This is a messenger RNA of Fusarium musae, 870 nucleotides long. RefSeq lists its product as uncharacterized. Gene Ontology annotation, molecular function: polyubiquitin modification-dependent protein binding. NCBI's taxonomy places the organism in Eukaryota, Fungi, Ascomycota, Sordariomycetes, Hypocreales, Nectriaceae. Gene Ontology annotation, biological process: proteasome-mediated ubiquitin-dependent protein catabolic process. Gene Ontology annotation, cellular component: nucleus; cytosol; proteasome regulatory particle, base subcomplex. The record is from RefSeq and is a predicted model, not a curated record. The transcript has 2 exons. The coding region runs from base 1 to 870 and encodes 289 amino acids.
AUGGUUCUUGAGGCGGUUAUGGUUGUCGUAGACAACAGCGAGAGCAGCAGAAAUGGCGACUAUCAACCUACUCGAUUCGAAUCGCAAGUCGACGCUGUCAACAUCACCUUUCAGACCAUCACACAAGGAAACCCUGAAUCAUCCGUUGGCUUGAUGAGUAUGGGAGGCAAAGGACCUGAAGUGCUGGUGACUCUCACCACUGAGCAGGGCAAGAUCCUCGAGGGCCUUCACAGGACGAAGAAGAAGAUUGGAGGCUCAUCCCAUCUCAAGACGGGUAUCCAGGUGGCUACUCUUGCCCUGAAGCAUCGCCAGAACCGAUCCCAACGUCAACGAAUAAUAGUCUUUGUCUGCUCCCCCGUUGAGGAAUCAGAGAAGGAGCUUACCACGCUCGCAAAGAAGAUGAAGAAAGCCAACAUUUCGGUCGACUUUGUCCUGUUCGGCGAUCUCGAUGACGACAGCACCAAGAACAAGCUACAGCUUUUUAUUGACACCGUCAAGACCAACGAAGGCUGCCACUUGGUCGUCAUUCCUCCCAGCAGCAAGCUUCUUAGCGACCAACUCAUCUCGACCCCCAUCCUCCUUGGAGAAAACGCUGGCGGAUCUGGCGGAGCUGGAGGCGCAGGCGGUAGUAACGAUGAAUUCGAGUUCGGUUUCGACCCUGCAAUGGAACCCGAGCUCGCACUGGCUCUACGUAUGAGUAUGGAAGAAGAAAAGGCCCGACAGGAGAAAGCAGCUCGCGAGGAAGAAGAAGCUGCAAAGAAGGCCUCACUGAGCGACGUCAAGGAGGAAGAUGAGAACCAGGGAUCGAGCAGCAAGGACCAAGAUAAGGGCGGACAGAAAGGUGACGGAGACAAGAUGGACACUUCAUAG